AUGGCUCUGGGUUAUCGUCGGAAUCCAAACGAAUGUGUAAUACUUGAUCACUCCAUUGGAGAUGCCGUAGAUUACCAGUUAUAUGUCGAGUUUAUUCCCCAUCGCUCAGCAUUCGUAUACCUGGGUGUACUCUUCAAGCCCUGUGGUCUCAUCAGCACUCCUGAUAAUGAACUGAGUCUGGAUGAAAGUUUGCUUUUAUCUUCAAUUAAGUGCUACGACGAUUACCCUGAAGAAUUUUUGCUUCAGCCUUGUACUUUUCUGAUUCAACGUACACUGAAAUAA
Molecule: messenger RNA, 282 nt
Organism: Rhizopus microsporus ATCC 52813
Lineage: Eukaryota; Fungi; Mucoromycota; Mucoromycetes; Mucorales; Rhizopodaceae
Exons: 2
Coding region: 1-282 (93 amino acids)
Source: RefSeq, a predicted model, not a curated record